UUAACCACUUCCCAACCAGCCGUUGUAUAUAAACGGCCGGACGGUGGCAGUGCAGAGGUCGGGUGGCCAUUUAUAAACGGUCUCCCCGCACCCUGCUUGUGCGCGCUCCCUGGGAGCGCACAGCACCGCGAUCCGGUGCCCACUGUGUCCUCCGGACACAGUGGAACACCGAUCGUUGGACGGGACCUCUGUAUAAGGUCCCGAUCAUGUGAUCACUGAUUGGCCAAUCAGUGAUCACAUGCAGAGUAGUAAGCAAGAUGUCACUUCUGACAUCAUUGCUUACUACGUGUGAAAUCUGUGAAUGAUCACAGAGGUCACAUGGUACAGGGCUAUUCACAACAGCCUUGUACCAUGUGACAAGCUGUGACAAAUCACAGCUCACAGAGUA
Staurois parvus is the source of this 388-nucleotide messenger RNA. Lineage: Eukaryota; Metazoa; Chordata; Amphibia; Anura; Ranidae. The record is from the annotation of a GenBank genome assembly.